Helianthus annuus (common sunflower) is the source of this 768-nucleotide messenger RNA. RefSeq lists its product as uncharacterized. The transcript has 3 exons. NCBI's taxonomy places the organism in Eukaryota, Viridiplantae, Streptophyta, Magnoliopsida, Asterales, Asteraceae. The record is from RefSeq and is a predicted model, not a curated record. The coding region runs from base 1 to 768 and encodes 255 amino acids.
AUGGCUGAAGUUGGUGAGAAGAUGACAAAUGCAACCCCUGAGGAGCUAGCUUCUAUGUAUGCAAGCCCAAGUGAAUCAGAGGUUGAUAAUGUCAACUAUGGGGCAAGGUUAUCGAAGCCUUACAUGGAGGGGGAAGGGGCGGAUACCUCAGGGGAGCACGACGGCGAAUGGAGAUGGAAGAGUGGCGGGCAGAUUGUGGAUUUUUCGGUCAGACAAAUCAGGGUUGAUUUGGAAGAGAUGAUGCAGCCGAGCACCCAGAUUCAACAGUUCAAAUGGAGUAAAAUCGCUGUCCCGAAGGUGAAUCUUUUUGUUUGGCGGGCUGUGAAUGAAACUAUUCCGACGGCAGUAGCAUUGGCGGAGAGGGGAGUUCAUUUAGGGGAUACGCGAUGUGGAGCCUGUGGUGUAGCGGACGAAACGGUCAGUCAUUUACUUGCCUCCUGCGUCUUCGCACGAGCAGUUUGGUGGCAAGUUUUUGUCUGGUGCAAAAUACCCAUCCCGGCGUCGUUCGAUUCCCUUAGUCAAAUUCUCUCCCACUGCUGCAGCCUUGAUGUAGACAAGAAAAAGGAACAGAUUAUGUAUGCAAUCUGUCUUAUGACCGUGUGGUGUAUAUGGAUGCAUAGGAACAAUAAGCUCUUCAACGGGAAAAACAAUUCAGUGAGUAUGGUAGUGGAAGAAAUAAAGACUGGCACUUUUUGGUGGAUGAAUAGAAGACGAAAACGUACGGACAUUGAUCAGCCUGGAAGAUUGGAACAGCUUCAGCGGUUUUAA